AUGUCGAGAGGCUGCCGCCUCGCCGACAUCGUGGAGCCCACUCUGCUGGUCAACUUUGACGGCCUUGUCGAUAUCACGCGCGCGUUCCUUCGGAUCAUGGGCGGCCCCGACUCGCAAAUCAUCAACCUCUCCUCCGGCGCCGGCCUGCGGGCGGCUCGCGCGCUGAGCGCUAUUGACCGGGCUGCCCUCGACGGCGCCAGUGAUGUCGCCUCGUUGCGCUCCACAUUGGCAAAACUCUGCGUACGGGCCGCCGCACAUCCGCACGGUGCCGGUGAGACGCCCAUAUACGCUCUGAGCAAGGCGGGCGUCAACUCCUACACCCGGCUGCUGGCUCGGAGGGUUCGCGUGCGGGUGAAUGCUUGCUCGCCGGGCUUCUGUCGCACAGAGAUCGCCGGGACCGCUGCCGAUUACAGCACGCGCGAGCCCAAGACGCCAGCGCUUGGCGCCACGGUCGCGGUGAGGCUGCUGUUUGGCGAGAUUGGUGGUGGCGCCGCGACCGGAACCUUCUUCAAGGAGAGCUCCAAGCCCGGCACGCCCGUGGCAGAGGCCCAAAGCUCUGUCGAGCCCUGGGAGGACUGA
Messenger RNA from Emiliania huxleyi CCMP1516, 579 nucleotides. RefSeq lists its product as hypothetical. NCBI's taxonomy places the organism in Eukaryota, Haptophyta, Isochrysidales, Noelaerhabdaceae. Gene Ontology annotation, molecular function: oxidoreductase activity. The coding region runs from base 1 to 579 and encodes 192 amino acids. The transcript is spliced from 2 exons. The record is from RefSeq and is a predicted model, not a curated record.